Macrobrachium nipponense is the source of this 1525-nucleotide messenger RNA. RefSeq lists its product as uncharacterized. The record is from RefSeq and is a predicted model, not a curated record. Gene Ontology annotation, molecular function: N-acetyltransferase activity. NCBI's taxonomy places the organism in Eukaryota, Metazoa, Arthropoda, Malacostraca, Decapoda, Palaemonidae. The coding region runs from base 10 to 561 and encodes 183 amino acids. The transcript is spliced from 3 exons.
GGCCUCCACAUGACCUUCGAGGAGUUCCUGCCCUACGUGAAGAAGUCGCUGACGCCCACGUUCGAGAGCAAGGUCAGCAUGGGCGUGAGGGAGAGCGCCUCGGGAAGACUCGUCGCCUUCAUGCUCAGCCGGGUUCUCGUCCCCGAGGGCGACCUUGAAAUAUUCGGCGAAGGGGGACUCGAGACCGAAAAGUCGAACCAGUACUCGAAAGUGCUCCAUGACCUGUGUGCCGAUGUGGACAUCCUUAAAGACGGAAGAUUUAACAAGCAACUGGAGCUGCAGUGUCUCUGCGUCCACCCCAACUACGGCAACAAGGGCCUGGGAAUGAAGCUCGUUCGGCUGAGUGAGGAGAAGGGCAAGGACCUUGGCUGUGACGUGGCCACCAUCCAAGCGGUGAACGCCGUCACCGACCACAUAUCCAAGAAGACGGGAUACACGACGGUCCGUCGGGUCGACGUCAGGGAUAUCAGGGACGAGAUGGGACGUCCCCUGCUCGACUUGGAGGCCGUCAGGGAAAGCACAGGACCCUCCCACUUCACCUACUACAUGAAGAAGCUCUAGGGAGGGAUGGCUAAGCAGAUAUUCCCUGUAAGAGGGUAGUGCCGUCAGUGGACCUGAUGCGGUGCACUGUAGGCAUUACUUAAGGCUCUUGGCAGCGUGCCUUCAGCCGCUAGCUGCAACCACUUUCGUUCUUUUUACUGUAUUUCCUUUCAUAUUCUCUUUCUUCCUCUCACUUUCCACCAGCUCCUAAUACUUGAUUCAUAGUGCAACUGCUUUGAGUUUUCCUCCUGUUACACCUUUCAAGCCUUUUACUGUCAAUUUCCAUUUUAGCGCUGAAUGAACUCAUAGGUUCCAGUGCUUGGCCUUUGGCCUACUGUAAAUUCUACAUUCAAAUCAACUCAACUCAGCCAAAGUAGAUAUUCACAGUCUUCUUGUACAGUUUUCUUACUUGACAGAUACAUACCCUUUCUUAAUUACUCUGCCGGCGUCUAUAGGCCCCCUUGUGACCCACUGCUACAUGCUAAGGUUCCCUGCAAGUUUCACCAACCCUCUCCACGACACAUGGACUUGAGGCCGGCUUUAGUAUGACAAAUCUCUUGGCAUCGUUUUCAUAUUCAUAACCGUCCCCCACACACCCACCCCAUUGCCUGAGAAUUUGAAUAAAAUGAGUGACUUAAGACACGGCCAUUAUCAUCCUUCAGAAAUAUUUACGAGCCCUUUCCUUACAAGUGGACUUGAGACCGUCUUAAGACUGUCAACUCUUUUAGCAAAGUUUUCAUAGAGAUACACUACUCCCCAACCCCCUCCCCCGUCCUUCCCACCCCAAGAGAAUUCAGAGUAAAUUGAGUGAAUAAAAUGAAACGGCUAUAGCACACUUCGGAAACAUUACCUAAUAAAUAAAUAGAGAUAGAACCACAAAACCUCAUCCCAAAGUUACAACUUAAUGAACGCAUAAGAACGAAUUCCUUAAUUAUUGUACAAUAAGAGAUAAAAAAUAAAUCAACGCUGCCUUGAAGAGUUACGU